AUGGGUAUCUCUAUCAUCCCUUAUGAUGAAGACCCACGCGUCCAUGAGUCAAGUUGCUAUCCUACUCACUUCAUGCGCCCUCGAGAUAUUCGCGACUUCCCCGCCCUAUCAUCGUCGAAGAAUACCAUCCUGAGCGUGCCACCCAAUUUGGCCCGCUCAUGGAGUAGCGUAGUCCGACACGGCACACGGCAGCCUAAGACUGAUCAACCGCGAGAAAGUAUGUCAGCGAUGCAGUCCAUACCUCCUCCCGGCCUCGAGAAAGAUGGCAAGAUCUUUGGUCUGAUCACGUACGUUGCGUCUCCGCUCGAUAGGUUGCCUGUCGAGAUACGAAAGAUGAUCUAUGAGUUCUCUUCUCCAUUUGGAUAUGUCUGGAUUCCUGAUGAAGACUUUACUCAUUGGGUAUUACCAUCUUUUCUACCUGACAUCUGCAAGAUAGCGAUAGGUCUUCUAGAGGAAGUACUGCCAGUCUUCCUUUCGGGUGAGACUAUCUACAUCACAGACGAAAGGUCCAUUGGUUAUCUCUUCAACUUUCUCGAGACUGUACCGAAUGAUUCUGGCUUCGCAGCGGUGAAAAAGAUUCACUUUGCUCCCAACCGAGGUUUCCCUGUCGUGAUGCCGACCGAGCUAGUGCUACGAUGCAAUGGAUUGCGGGAACUCGAUCUCCUGCUUUACGCUGAGUCAUUCUUCAUCAUCGACCCAUCAAAUGAGAAAAGGUGGUGGAAGCCCGACAUAGAGCCUUCAAGGACUUUGGAUGAGAUGGUGGAUGGUUGCGACCUCAGACGUCUCAUGAAUUGUGGUAGUCUUAUCAGCGUUACUCUGGGGAUUGGAGAGGCUUGGGACGAGGCUUCUGAAUCUUACGGGCAUAUGGUAGACUGUAUGGCCGAAUGGAUGAAGGAGCAGUUCGCCAGAGUUCAUCAGCGAGAUUUGCAUGUGGAGACCAUAUACUAA
This is a messenger RNA of Dothidotthia symphoricarpi CBS 119687, 948 nucleotides long. RefSeq lists its product as uncharacterized. NCBI's taxonomy places the organism in Eukaryota, Fungi, Ascomycota, Dothideomycetes, Pleosporales, Dothidotthiaceae. Bases 1 to 948 code for a protein of 315 amino acids. The record is from RefSeq and is a predicted model, not a curated record. The transcript has a single exon.